Molecule: messenger RNA, 857 nt
Organism: Alternaria alternata
Lineage: Eukaryota; Fungi; Ascomycota; Dothideomycetes; Pleosporales; Pleosporaceae
Exons: 2
Coding region: 215-685 (156 amino acids)
Source: RefSeq, a predicted model, not a curated record
CUUACUUUCAACAACUCUGUGAUAUCCACGCACCAUACCAUUCUUUGAAGAGCCGAGGGAAUCUGAAUGUAACGUUUCAGCCAAGCAAUCGGCGAUCUCUAGUACUAAUCUAAGAGAAUCAUCCCUCUUCCGCUUACCCGCUGAGCUUCGCAAUGAGAUUUACAGCUAUGUAAAUGAAUCCGAAUGCUGGAGAGCUAACGUAUUGGGGAAUCGUAUGCGUCCGGGCAUGUUCGCACGCGCGAACACUUCGCAUCCACAGAACUUAGCGCUAGUGUGCCAUCGAUUGCGUGCCGAAACAACAUAUCUACCGUAUACUUUUACAUCGAGUUUUUAUGGCGGCAUGUUCUACUUCGACAAAUCUCGAGUAAAAGUAAUCCGUCUACGAAUGGAGCAACAGCGUGCGUGGAGAUGGAGGCAUUUUAGCUGUAAAGAUGCAAGGUUGAGGGAAAUCCAGUCAGUACACUACAACACUUGGCGCGCCCCACCAUAUCUUCAGACAUCAGAACGCCUGAUCAUCUGUAUUGAGAUGUCAAAGAUAGAUGAUGGUACACCCGCAAAUGGCAUAGACUCGACACCCGCCAAGACGGUGUUGCAGAAUGAUUGGGAAGAGAUGACAACGACCACCAUGCAUAGGCUUGGGCAGCGACCAGACAUCAAGGUUGUGUUCGAGUAUGAGUAUGUUUAAAGACGAGGUACAUGAAUUGAGGGACGUAGAAACUCUCACAUUAUUCUACGAAAGGAGGAAGUUCUUUCGAGCCUUUACAUCUGCGUUAUGUAUCGGACAUCGAAAUGCAAUAAGCUAUUUUUUUGCGCAUUCCAAUGCAAAUCAUUUCUUUGAUAGUAGAACAAGUUACUAA